AUGGAGGCCGUGCUCAGCGUCGCGCCCUUCUCGGCGCCAUGCGUGCUCAGCUUCGGCUCCGUCUACGUCGGCGCGGUUGCCGAGAGGACUGUUCGCGUUGCGAACCCGACCGAGGCGGCGGUGGUCGUCUCCGCGGUGACGUCGCGCCGAACUGGGGCCCUCGCCGUCGUCGAGGACCGAGUGCGUGUUCCGGCUCGCUCCGAGGGUGCACUCACCGUCCGCUGGGUUCCGGAGGCCACCGGAGUGCUCGGCAAGGGACACACCAUCCUCGUGAGGCUCGGCAAGGGCCGCACGCUUCCCAUCUCGGUCGACGGCGUCGCGAAGCGUGCCGGAGGCGCGAGCCUUGCGCGUGCGCCACUCGGCGCGCUAAACCGCAAUCUGCUGCACGGCGCGCCGCCGCCGAAGGCCGCGCCGGUCGAGCCUCUCGCCGCCCGCUGCCUCUCGCUUGCGCGGCGGGUGGCAGUUUGCGACGGCGAGGAGGACGACGCCUUCCUGGCUGUGGCGCGCGCCGCCCGCGAGUCACCGGCGAUGGCGCGCUGCUUGGGAGCGGCGGCGGAAGCGGUGCUAGCCGGCGGAGCCGACGCGCAGGGACUGCUGCAGCGUCUCGAGGCGGCGCUUGGCGACGGGCGGGCCGCACUGCGGCAGCUCCCCGCGCCGCUCCGGCGAGGGAUGGCGGAGGUCGCGUGGGUCGCUAGCCCUGCCGACGGCUCUGGCGCGGCGGAUGUGCGGCGCGAGCUGGGCAAGACGAUGCUACGGGAGCGCCUCUCGCCGAGCGCCGUGGCGCCGUCCCGCGCCAGCUAG
Molecule: messenger RNA, 801 nt
Organism: Emiliania huxleyi CCMP1516
Lineage: Eukaryota; Haptophyta; Isochrysidales; Noelaerhabdaceae
Exons: 3
Coding region: 1-801 (266 amino acids)
Source: RefSeq, a predicted model, not a curated record